AUGACAGCGUUCGAUGAGGAGUCGAAGGUAGCCACCCCGAUCCAAAAUGGGCAUUCCAAAGAUUUUGCUGGCGACGGGGUCGGUCCAGACACCAUCGACUGGUACGGCCCCGACGACCCCGAGAACCCAUACAACUGGCCCCUGCGGAAGAAGUGGACAAUCACCGCCGUCGGGAUCAUGGCGACGUUCACCACGAUUCUCAACGGGACCAUGAUCACUGUGGCCCACGAGGCCAUUAACGACGAGUUCCACGUCAGCGACGCGACGUUUCCCAACUCGUACUGGCCCGUCACCAGCUGGGCUCUGGCAGGAGGCCUGUGCGGCCUGGUUGUCCUGCCGCUGAUGGAGGACUUUGGCGUGCGGCCGGCGUUCCUCACCACGUACGUCGUCUUCGUCUGCUUCGUCGUCCCGCAGGCGGUGGCGCAGAAUUUCGCGACGCUGAUCGUCUCCCGCUUCUUCUCUGGCGGAUGUGUGUCCGUCCUCUCCAACACAGCCGCCGCCCUGAUCGGCAAUAUUUGGGAAGGCGACCGUGCCCGCACCAUCCCCUUGAGCCUCUUCGUCACGCUCUACCUCGCCGGGAGCAGCAUGGGGCCCGUGAUCGCCGGGGUCAUCUACGAUAACCUAUCGUGGCGCUGGAUCUCGUACGUGCAGGUGGUCCUGUACGGCGCCCUUUUCCCCAUCUACGUCUUCUUCUUCCAGGAGAGCCGGGGCAGCAUCAUCCUCCAGAAGCGCGCCUGGAAGCUGCAGAAGGCCGGCGUGUCGAUCCUCGGCCCCCACGACGGGAACCACCUGAGUCUGCCGCGCAAAUUGAUCCGGAGCACGAAACGGCCGCUGCGGAUGCUCUUCACCGAACCCGUCCUCUUCGUCUUCACGCUGUGGUCGGCCUUCAUGGUCGGCACUGUCUACCUCUUCACCCAGUCUGUCGAGCAGGUCUUCGCGGGCCUGUACGGCUGGACGGCCUCGCAGGCUGGCUACGUCCAGGCAGCGGUGGUCAUCGGCGAGUGUGUCGGUUGGGCUGGCGUUCUCGUCAACGCAAAGCUGUACUUUGCCUCUGUGUCCCGCAACACGGAAGUGCCCGGGACACCGAUCCCCGAGGCGCGACUGUAUGUGAGCAUUGUGGGAAGUUUCGUCGGCGUGGCCGGCGGCAUGUUUGUCUACGGAUGGACCGCCUCCCCUUCGGUGCCCUGGAUCGCACCGGCUAUCGGGCUCGCCAUGGUCGGAUUCGGGGUGAACGUGGUGGUGGUGGCGAUCGCCGACUACGUGGUGGACGCGUACGCGAAAUACGCGGGCAGCGCAUGCGCGGCAGUGGUGCUGGGCGAGAACCUGUUCUCGGCCUUCCUGCCCUUGGCCGCCCAGAGCAUGUACGGUAACCUGGGCUUCCACUGGGCCAGCAGCCUGCUGGGCUUUCUGGCCCUGCUGCUCUCAUUCGCCCCCGUGGCUAUCCUGCUCAUGGGCCGCAGGCUGCGCGAGCGCAGUCCCUUCAUGAAGGAGGCCAUCGUGCUCAGGAGGGAGUACUCGCGCACGACGAAUUGA
Molecule: messenger RNA, 1533 nt
Organism: Fonsecaea erecta
Lineage: Eukaryota; Fungi; Ascomycota; Eurotiomycetes; Chaetothyriales; Herpotrichiellaceae
Exons: 2
Coding region: 1-1533 (510 amino acids)
Biological process (GO): transmembrane transport
Molecular function (GO): transmembrane transporter activity
Source: RefSeq, a predicted model, not a curated record